This is a messenger RNA of Rhizopus microsporus ATCC 52813, 2915 nucleotides long. Its product is annotated as protein serine/threonine phosphatase 2C. Bases 87 to 2660 code for a protein of 857 amino acids. Gene Ontology annotation, biological process: protein dephosphorylation. Gene Ontology annotation, molecular function: protein serine/threonine phosphatase activity. The record is from RefSeq and is a predicted model, not a curated record. The transcript is spliced from 3 exons. Lineage: Eukaryota; Fungi; Mucoromycota; Mucoromycetes; Mucorales; Rhizopodaceae.
AAUUAAAUUUGCGUCAUUUGAUAAAAGUUUUUCUUUUUCUAUUUCCCUUUAAUUGUAGGGUGCAGAUCCAAAUUGAAUAAUUGACAAUGUCAGAUGCGCCUAUAGUAGACACUGAACUUACCCAAUUGAACAUUCCAGAAGAUCUAAGGACGAAUUCUUCAUUUAUGAAAGUGAUGGCAACCUUGUUUCAUUAUGGUAAUCAGUCCAUGAAUGCUACUCAAUUGGUUGUUGCAAUUAGAGCUUUGAAUCUACUACCACUCAGAGGUGAAACGCCAAAGAGUACCAUUCAAGGCAUCAUUUCGACUUCACGUAAGUUGGCCAGAGAUUUGAACAUUUCAGAUCCCUUUCGCAUUGACAGAGAAGGCGCUGGAAGACAAACAAAAUAUGCCAUCUCUGACGAAAUUAUGAAUGGAGUUGAGCCACCGCCUGUAAUUGAAAUUCCUGAUGAGCCCAUCAUUCUUCGGCCAGUUGAACAUACUUUACAAGGCACAAAGCGUUCUCGUAAGGCAACAUCGUUUUAUACACCUUCAAGCAACUCUAAACAACGCAAAAAGAGAUCUAAGAAGAGUCGAAAAUUAUAUGAUGAUGACAAUGGUUCUUCUGAUGUUGAUAUAGAUGCUGAUGAAGACUUGGACUUUAGUGGUUAUGUAUUUGGUGAUGAAGAUGAAAAUCAAGCAACUCAAGAGGUGAUAGAGGAAGAAGAUACCAUUGUUGACUAUACGUUACUCUACUCUCCUCCUACAGCUGAUAUGGACUAUAUUGAUAAAAUCAAUUUUAACGAAUAUCCCGUUGCAGCUCACUUUGCUAUUGUCCAGCAAAAAGGAUACUCAUAUCCUCGCUUUAGAUCACACGAAAAAAUAAAAAUCCCCAAGGCAAACUGUGAAGACAAGUUUAGGGUAACAGACAUAAAAAAGGGUGACCGUGUCAUCGGUCGACUCUUUAUUCUUGCUGAUGGUCAUGGAGGGCCUGGAUGCUCAGAGUAUUUUGUACGCAAAACACCAGUGGCAGUUGAAAAUCUCUGCCAACGCUAUGAUCCAGAAGCGCUCAUUGACCCUGAAGUGCAGAACAAGAUGCAGGCUGAAAUUAAAACCAUGAUCCAACAGCUGGAUGAAGAAUAUCUAAGCAAAAAACGCGAAGAAUUGUCACAAAAAAAGGAUGAUGAACAUAUUGACAAUGAUGGCUGUACUUUGAUCCUUAAUAUAUUUUUGGGAGAAUGGCUCAUCAACGUCAACGUCGGUGACUCUCGUACCAUACUGAUAUCCGCACCAGAGCCUACACCAGGGAAACCUGAUCUGGUUGAAACUGGAGGCUUACUUGGCAUUGAUAGCGAUUAUAAAAUGGAUGUUGUCUUUGCUUCUCAGGAUCAUAAACCUUAUCUUGAACACUUGGCGCGUGAAAUUCUGGAGAAUGGUGGAGAAUUUGUUGAUUCUGUACAAAACCGUGUUAUCAAAGUGGACGUGGACAAGCUAAAAGAAGACGGUAACCGACAUGCGAAGCGACUGGCCUUGAAAAAUGCGAGGAUUCGUCCAAAAGGAUACAACGCAAGCCACGACGCACCUUGUGCAUCUAGUGCAACAGACAACCAAAUAGGUGAUGAAUUCAAUACAGAUGAACAAUCUACAGAUUCUGCUGCGGUCAACGGUUGGACGACUCAAAGUGCUGUUCGCACAACUGCAAAUAAUAACAGUAACAACAAUAGCAAUAACAACAAUAAUACACAACAGCCAAGUUCGCCGCCUUCACCUAAAGCGCGCCGCGUACCGUCGCUCAAUGUCGCUCGCUCAUGUGGUGAUUUAGAUUUCAAGAUGGAUCCACAACACAAGAUCAUCUCUUGCGAACCUGAUGUGACCUUUAUUCGAAUCAAAGAUCAGCCUCAUGGUGAGCAUACUAUUCUGUUGAAUGGUCCUCAUAAAGAAAAACGAAGACACUUUUUGUUCAUGAGUACCGAUGGUACAUUUGACUAUAUGUAUGAAGAAACAGCUGAGAGACAGAAUAGGGCCAUUGCCAAAGUGAUUGGACCAAUGAUUGAAGAUGGUGAAAAGAUCGGAAAGUAUUUGCUAGAAGAAGAAGAGCGUAUCAAAGGCGAAACGAUUGAGCAUAAUAAUGAAGAAGAGAAUGAUGAACGAUUAUCAGAAAAAGAAGAACAAGAAAAUCAAGAAGAGCAAGGAGAGCAAGAAGAGAAAGAAGAGAAAGAAGAGAAAGAAGAGAAAGAAGAGAAAAAAGUGAAAGAAGAGGAAAUGCCUCAGGUUAUUGUUAAAGACAAGCGUGGUCGCCGCGAAGGAAGCAAGGGAAGAGAUGACAAAAAGAAGGAAGAUGAUAAUGCGCGAGUUGUGAUUGAGAGUAUGGAGGGCGAUAGCAAGGCUGAACAUAAAAGCAGUCAAGGUACAAAGGCAGAGGAGGAAGAAUUUGCAAACGAAGGUAACAAAGAAACAAAUACUGAAGAGCCGAUGGAAGUUGACGAUAAUGAAGAAAAAGAAGCGCCUCGUAUACCUCUAUUGUAUCGUGAAUUGACAGAAGAAGAGAUACAAGCACGAAAAAUAAAAGAAAGGACACUGGUUUAUUCUGCAAGAUAUUUUGCUAAUAGAGAAGGCGCUCAAGGCUUUUUUGCAUCCACCUUACAAGACUAUGAUGAUUGCACGAUUAUCUUGGUUGAAAUCUAACACUGUAAUUUCUUUUUUGAAUCCCUUUACCCCUUUCCUCUUUCUCUAUCCUUUCCUUUUGAUUGGCAAUCCUCUCAUAUACACCCAUAACAUAUACACCACACACAGAGGCAGAGACAGACAGGCAAUCAUAUAGGCACACAUCACAACAUACAUACGCAAACACACUCACACACUCACAAAUACGCCAUCUUUUUCUUUUUAUAUAUAAAAUUACUUUGUUUAUUGUAAAAAUACAUAAAAGAAUCAUAAUCC